GGAUAAAAUACCCAUUGUGGUGGGGCAGCACCUAGUGUGUGUGCAUGCUUUUUCAGUUAAUUCAAAGACUGAGCAAGCAGAAGGACUCACCUCAUCUCACUGUAAACACGAGUCCUCUAGAGUAUUGGAAUCUCCAGAAACUGUGUUGAUCUCUAUUCAGCCGUGUUGAAAGUGGAUCUGCGUGAGACAUCUAUCAGGCCUGGUCAGACCCCAUUCUACUGCUCUGCCCCUGGGCCAUGGUACAUCAGAGUGUAGUAGCUACAGUAUGAGCGUAACUCCCUCCACCACCCUGGACAGCCAGCUGACCACUACCUGGGGCCCUACUAACUCCUACGCUGAUGUUCCGAUGGUGAUGUCGGGUUACACAAGCCGCCUGUGGCCUCGGGACUCCCAGCCUCAGUUCUGGACUAAGUACCAGGUGUGGGAGUGGCUGCAACAGGUCAUGGACAUGCAUCAGAUCGAUGCCUCCAACAUUCCCUUCCAAAACUUUGAUAUGGACGGACAUCAGCUCUGCAGCCUGAACUACCAGGACUUCAUCCGUGCUGCCGGCAGCGUGGGACCCAUUCUCUUCCACAGCAUCACAGAGCUCAAGUGGGGCGGGCAGUGCCAUGUGGAAAUAGGGCAACUGGAACUCAAACCAGAAUUAGACUUUUCCUGUCCAUUCCCAGAUGUCAGCUAUCCACCUGGAGAAAUCUAUGAUCCCUCAGUUCACCACCUAGUGCCUGCUGCCUCUCCAACCCUUUCUAGCCCUGAUAUCAAAAGGUCUUUCAGUCGUCCUCAUCAGGUCAAAAAACACAACCCAAGGGGGACACACUUAUGGGAGUUCAUCAGGGACAUUUUGCUGAACCCAGAGCGAAACCCAGGGCUGAUCAAGUGGGAGGAUCGGACAGAAGGGGUUUUCCGCUUCCUUAAGUCAGAGGCAGUGGCACAGUUAUGGGGCAAGAAGAAGAAUAACAGCAGCAUGACCUAUGAGAAACUAAGUCGGGCAAUGAGAUAUUACUACAAAAGAGAAAUCCUAGAACGAGUUGACGGACGCAGACUGGUUUACAAGUUUGGAAGGAAUGCAAGAGGAUGGAGGGAGUCAGAGAAGUGACAAUUUCAUUAAUUUAUGUUUUGUUUGAUGCUGUAUUCAAAUGUGUUGUUUUAUUGUAGUUUUCGUUGAUUGUUUUUGAUAAAGAUAUGUUUGAACUGUUUACACUUUGUUGAUAAUUGUAUGUUUGCCUCAUUUUUUCUUUAAAUUUAUCCCUUUGUUUUGCGCUGCACUGAGAUGUUCUUCACUGUGCCUUAUUAAAAACAGGCUUAUUAUGCCAGUAUGAUAGAAGUCAUCACACAUGUGUGUUUACACAAGAUCCCACUGAAGAAAAGGAUAUCAAAAACUGCCAAAAGCUAGCAUAAAACAUUAUGAAUCCUGUUGUUCUAACAUGUUAUCAAAUACUUUCUGCAUGUCCCAAAGGAGCACAUGUUGUUAGCAGUCAAAACACAUGUGGCAACAGAUAUGUAUGUUGAGUGUUUUGACACGUAUACUGUGAAGUGUCCUUUGGGAGGGAUCCCUGCAGAAAAAAACAACAUUAAAUAAUGAUAAAGUAGCAUUCCAUAAUGCACAAUGCAACAGGGAAGUGCAAGAAUACAUAAAUAAGUGAUACGUUUUGUGUGACAUUUAUUUUGCAUUUAUUGAGCUGUAAAGAAAGUGUGUAAAUGU
Messenger RNA from Morone saxatilis (striped sea-bass), 1699 nucleotides. It is a transcript of the gene ehf, whose product is annotated as ets homologous factor. NCBI's taxonomy places the organism in Eukaryota, Metazoa, Chordata, Actinopteri, Moronidae. The record is from RefSeq and is a predicted model, not a curated record. Bases 266 to 1093 code for a protein of 275 amino acids. The transcript is spliced from 9 exons. Gene Ontology annotation, biological process: cell differentiation; regulation of transcription by RNA polymerase II. Gene Ontology annotation, cellular component: nucleus. Gene Ontology annotation, molecular function: DNA-binding transcription factor activity, RNA polymerase II-specific; sequence-specific DNA binding.